Molecule: messenger RNA, 5836 nt
Organism: Limulus polyphemus (Atlantic horseshoe crab)
Lineage: Eukaryota; Metazoa; Arthropoda; Merostomata; Xiphosura; Limulidae
Exons: 2
Coding region: 247-1593 (448 amino acids)
Cellular component (GO): nucleus
Molecular function (GO): transcription regulator activity
Source: RefSeq, a predicted model, not a curated record
UUGGCUAGUCGACUACCUCGUGAGCGUCAGUUAACCGUAGUCCGUAUCGUGAUCAGGACUGUCUGUGCUAUUGCAUGCGCCAUUUUUUAGUUUCAUACUAUUGCCCUGUGAAUAGUUAAGUCUAGUUUGUUAUUAAUAUUACAUAAAACACUGUCAUUUAACUAUUGGCUUCCUUUCAUUAUAACUAAUAAAUGAUACUUGACUUUAAGUGAAACUCCGAAGAUUUGUCCGGCGGACGUUUAUGGCAUGGGGGUUGAGAUUUACCCUCUACAUUAUCCUCAGCUAGGCAUCAAGAGUGUCCAAACACCCAUCAUCAAUGUAGCAGACAGUAUGUGCGACACCAAGGCCCCUGGCACAAAACGGAAGUAUGAUGAAGAUUCAGGAGUGGACCCACUAGAUUUUAAACACCCUCUUUACUGUAACCAACGACAGUUAGUAUUUAAUAUGAGCGUAUGCAAGCUAAACAGACUACCUAUGAGACAGACACUCAGUUUGCGACGAUCUGUGCUAAUUUAUAACACUAUGCGUACUAUUCAAAGGGAGUGUGAACAGGAAGGGGUGAAAAUGAGCUAUGGUUCCAGUGGUCAUAUCAUUCGUCCACCUUAUAACCCCCAGAUGAUGACCCUUGAUCCACCUCCAGAUCCUUCACCUGUUGCGGUUGAUGGUGUUCCACAUAAAUCUUGCGACUCUUCAGAUGAAAACUUGAAAUUCUCCAACCAUCCAUCUACAACAGAAAUUAGUAGAAUGGAUAUAGAUGCCUACAAUUUGGUGAGAUCGUCAGAAAUGGCAGAUAUAAGCAGCUACUAUUCAAACAAACUUUUAGCAAUAGAAGAAAACGAUAAAAACUGUACAGAGAGUGAAUGUUGGACAAAAUCCUCACCUGAAGAGAGUUCAAAUGUUUUUAGUUGUAACGGAAGCUGCAGUCACCAACCUAAUGAUGAUUACGAAAGGUACAUGAUGGACUUUGACGCUUCUUCGGGUAGGCUGACCCCCUUCAUCAGGACGCUUUGUGAUCGUCUCGAUUCUGGUGCCUUAUGGAAUGAAGAUGGAGACAGACUAACUAGUCUGAAUUGGAGCUCAGUUCUAAACUUUAGUUCCUCGUCAAGUAACAGUUCUAGAACAGUCACCGUUGAUGGAAGUCUCACCACUGACAACAAUUUUGACUCAUCUUUUGAUGAAAGUUCAGGUCCUCCGACUCUAGCAACAACUCUUGGAACAUCGACAGAAUCCUCCCAACUUCAUUUGCUCAUGCCAGCUACUAGCAGUCAAUUAAUGACGGUUACGACGUCAUUGUCUUCUCUGGUUGGGCCCGAAGAAAAGUCCAAUACAAGCUCAAACACAAGCCCAACAUCUGGUCAUUCAAGCCCCACAAUGGACACAUUUUGCCCCGUAAGUAGCAGUAGCUCCAGCAGUAGUUCGAGCUCUGGGGAAGAAAUUUUCGGCGAUAUUGAUCUGUCUCUGUAUGAUUUUGAUGUGUACUCACCACUGUCUCCGCCCAACGUGAAACUAGCUCCGGUAAGCGCCGAAGAGCUCUUAAGAUUUUUGGUAGACAAUGGCCAUUCCCCAUGCCAGGUCACUACUGUCGUCUCGUGAUUCAUCAGUGCUUGAAAGUGGAGUCUUAACUUACUACCAAUAUUUUAAAUUUUCAGAAAGUGUUUUAACUUAAAAAUAUUUGGGAUUUUAUUCUUAAAUAUACUGCUUUUAAAUAUGUCAGCAACCAAGGGCAGGACUACACUCUCAAACUUGAAACGUGUGGGGCAUGAUGUACAAAUCAAAGUGCUCUAGUCAUCGGUGGUUACAGCCUUGUGUAUUAGUAACGUAGAAUAUUAUCCAAAUUUUAUACUAUUAAACGGCAGAAAUACCAAUAUUAGUUUAAAGUGUUAUGUAAAAUAAGGGACCAAAUAUUGGUUUUAAAGAUCAGUAAUUGGUUACAAACGUAGAAUAUAAGGUAUUGUCAAUGGUAUGUUCGUUUUCAUCGACUUUGUCACAAAAAACAACAUAAAUUUGUUAAGAAGACUUACCAGCAUAAUUCUUUUUAUUUACUUGUAAUGUAAUCACUGUUAACGAAAAAACCCACUAUUCAAAAUUUUAUAAACUUAGACAAAAUCAUUGUAGUUUGGGGUAGCAAUUGAUAUUGUGUGAUAUAUGUAGAAAGUAAGGAUCUACAAGUAAAGCACAUGAGCGAGUGCGAAGGAGGCUUAACUCGAAUUAAGUAUUGACCAAAGAGCCUAGGCCACAAACAUCAAACUAAAGUUAGGUCCCAAGUAUUUAUAUAAAAUUGUGAUCUCCAUGAUCUAUAUAAUUUUUUUUUUGUGAAACCUUUUUAUCUUUGUGCAGCUCUUUCAAUUAUUAACUGAGUUAAGCCUACUUCAUUGUUGCUAAAACUUGUUGCGCAUAUAAUAAGGCCUAACACACUAAAAAAGUACGUCCACAAGGUUUUAAGAACUGCUAUAUAUCGCACCAAAGAAGGGUGUAGUUUUAUAUUUUCUUUCCAACUAGAGCCACCUAAGCCUAAAUUACAGAUGGUUUGUAUAUAUAUGGUUACGAGUCGGAAAUGUUUAAUAAGGAAAAUUGUAUAUUUUUAUCUGUAAUUACAAUAUGAACCAAUACUAUAUUUCUAACUGUAAAUAACUGUUAAAUGUUUUACUUAUUAUAACCUGAACUGCAAGAACAUAAUUUCUUUACUAAACGCUGGCUUAUACGUGGAUGAGUUACUCUCUGUUUCGUCAGAGCGUGAUAUCAUAAAAUAUACACUAAUGGUAAUUGUUUUUUCACUUUCCUAUCAAAAUCGUUUACAUCUUGUUAUAAAUUACAAGUAUGUCCAGUCGAACGUCCUAGGUCCAACAGUUUUUGAAUAGUCACAAACAGUUUCAACCCUCCCUCAGUGUUUGUGUUUGAUGUGUGUCAGAGUUUUAAGUAUGUAAGUUGGGCUGAGGAUUCUUCUACAGUAGGUGUCAGUGACUUGUUGACAAUUAAUGCCAACAAUAAAUGGACAGCACACAAUCCACUUGUUUGAAAAUAAUAUAUUCAAAACAAUUCAAACGUAUGUACAAAUAUUAUUUACACUAUAGGAUAUCACAGCUUUAUCUAAAACUUUAAAUAAUUCUCUUUUCUUGUCAAAAGUCCACACAGGCUGAUUUAAUUACUUUUGAAUCCAAUUGACAAGACGAAUUAUUUUUCUCUACUUUGUUUCUUACUGUACAAUCUGCGAUAAUGGGCAAUUGAAGAUAAGUGGCGAUUAGCCUUGAAUAGAAAAAUAAAAAAUAAAAUGCUUGAAUAUUUUAAUUUCAAGCAAGAAUUACUUAGCUGAGUAAUUAAAUAGAUUGCAACUAAAAUUUCCCAUGUAAUUUAGCUACUUUAAAAAUUGAUAAAAAUUUUUAUUUGGUGUUUGUUAAUUGAAACUUGAUGAAGAUGAAGCAUACACAGUGUUCUCAUGGUAAUAUGAAUUUAAAAACGUGUUUUAACAUGAAUACCGAAAUGUUCCAUGCAUACACGUGCUGUUUUAGCGACAUCAAACUUUUGUUACAGAGGUUCGUAUUCUGUAUAACUUGUUGGCGUUUUUAAAUAAACAGACUAAACUAUUCUUUUUUUAUUGUUAGACAACCCUUUUCUCUGUCUGCAUGUGUUAAAUAAUGGGAUCUCGUGUAUUAUAAAAAGAGAGGGGUGUGAUAAUUGGGUAUGCUUUGUUAACAUACUCUAAAGAUUGCGUGGAUUUAAAAUCCAACACUUUAGCUCUUUAUAAACCAUCUUUUGUGACUUUCUGGGGUUGAAUUAUGAAGAAUACAAAAAUUCUGCAUAUCCUAUCUUCUAUCGACAAUCUGUCAUUCCUUAAUCAUUAGUUACAUUUUUAAUGGUAAUGUGAAAACAUUAAAGCUUAACAAUGUCAAAGAGUUGCUGUUCUCACAUUUUGUGGAAUCCACUUUUGUCGCACAUUCUGUGUAUGUAAAUAUGUAUAUAUGUGUAUGUAUGAAUAUUCUUGUACGUGUAUGUGUACAUUUAUAUUGGCCUGCUGGUUUGUGGUGUACUUUGAAAUUAAACAGUCUCUAAAUUCUUUAAUUUUGUUUUAUACUACAAUCUUGUUCUUCAACGCUACUGUAUACAGUUAUAAAAUAUACCUAUUUUUUUUUGUUUUGUUUUUCAACUGAAGAGCAUAAUAACAAACAUAUUACAAACUACUGAUUUCGAAACAAAAUUAUAAUGAUUAUUUUAUCGUAUACGGUUCUCUUUCACCCAGUGUUUUUAAACUACAAAGUUCCAAUAUGAUGUUUAUAAAAUUUGCUCUGAAAGUGUGUAACAAAACUAUUCACUAAUCUUUCGUAGAACCUAGGAAGAGGAGCAGAACGAAAUCUAUUUGAAUCGCCAUUUAAUCGUUAUUACUGAAUAAGUUAUGAAAAAAAAAUGUGUGAAUUACCAAGUUCUUUUAAAAAAACUGUAGUAUUAAAAAAGCUAACAACUUUCCAGAUUUAGUUUAAGUAAGAAUUGUUUGUUAUUGAGCUGAUUUCCCCAAAUCACGAAACACAUGAUUGUGAAGUUCCGUAAUAUUAAGCUUUGUCUGAAAAUGUAAAUACCCAUAAAAAAUUGUUUGGAUUUGUUGAUUAAUUAUCUUUGUAAGAUAUACACUAGUUUAAAAACACGACGCGGCAGUGAUACUGAGAUUAUUAACUUGAAAUUCGAGUUACUGUGACAACUAUGAAAUCUUGUGGGACCUUUAACAAGUAUUGAAAAUAUUUUAUGUACUCUGAAUAGUUGAACUGAAGUGAAGUAGUUGCAUUAUGUAGAAUAGAAUGAGUUAAAACAAUAAUGUGUUUGAUAUAUUACUGAGGAAUGAGAAGAAGGCUUCCACUUACAUUAUAAUUUCAUUGAUCAGACGUGUCUGUGCACGAAGUGAUUAUGGGAUCGAUGAACAAAUAACUGGAGGGUUUGGGUGUGACGUCAGAGGUGGUUUCUACAUUUAGGGAAGACUUUAUUUAUCAUAAUUUUAUUUUUUAAAGAGACAAAUUUUUAUCUCUUCAUUAGGUUCUAGGCAAACAAAUUGGAAUAUUUUCCGUUUGGUGGCCACCAACAGUAAUAAGCGUCAGUGCGGAACUCAUCACCAAAUGGUUGACUCUUUGUGAAUUUAUAUGGAGAAAUAGAAACAAAGAUGAAGAUUUAUUCAAAAAAAUACUGUUUAAUAUCGCAGAAUUUGCUACAUAAAUACCAUAUAAUGUUUUAUUAUUAAUUAUUUUAUUGCAUUACUAGUGUUAUUUUGAAAACGAUCUGUUGGUGGGCACUAAAUGGAAAAGACCCACAAAUUGUUCUGAGAUGUACACACCAGAUUUGUAUUAUAAUUCCUAACAUUUUCUUAAAUAUUCUCUCCCCCAGGACAAGCGAAACUAACAUCAUAGCUUAUAUUAUGUACUUCUAGACGUCUAAAAGAUUUAAAUGUAAUAAUAUUGUUCUAUAGAUUAUAGCCACAGGUGGCAAUACUUGUUCAUGUGAAAGCUGAAUAGUCAAAGAAAUAAAAUAUUAAGUGAAUUUUCUUGAAAUAUGUUUUUGAUUUUGAAAGAUGAAAAUGUUGAGGAAUAUACGUUAUGACUGAUUUUAUUUAUUUUAGAUCAUUUUGCUCUUUUAUGAAAAUGAAUAUUGUGUUUCAGUUACUAGAUAUUUUUUGGCCUUCCUUGUGAUUUGGAUAGAUCCUGACGAUAUAUUUAUUGCUAUUCGAGCACAGAAGAAACGAAAAGCUAGUGUAAAUAAGAAAGCAAAUAUCCAUUCAAUAUUAUUUAUAUAUACUUCCUAUGAAUAAAAUCCCUUUUUAGUAUGUAUGCAUCUUCCAAUUAAACCAAUGUUAAUGAUUUUA